AUGGCGUCAAUGAACUGGUUGGAUUUUUCGCUCUCCCCUCAAGAACUUCCACCACAACCUCCUAGUAAUGAAGAUCGCUCUCAAACGAUGACCCCUCACCACGCCUUCAACUCUCACGGAAUCUCAGCCUCUGAUGUUUCUGCCCAAUGCUUUGAUCUCACUUCACACUCCACUACUCAUCACUCUCUCAACCUCCCUCCUUUUGGCUUGUUUGAAGACAACACUCAUCAUACCCCUCUAGAUUGGAACACAAAGGGUUUGGGAAGCAACACGGAGGAUAACUACAACAGCCAAAACUUGCUAUUGGGCACUUCCACUUCAUGCAGCAGUGACCGAAACGUAGACAGCAACCAACAACACCCAAAACUCGAAAACUUUCUCGGUCAACACUCUUUGGGCGAACACGACUUUAUGUUCCCAAACUCUUCACUUAAACUUCCUCCUCAGCCGUCGGAAAAACCGGCAACCUGCGGUGACGGUAGUCCCAAAAAUAGUAGCUCUAUUGGGUUGUCUAUGAUAAAGACAUGGCUGAGGAACCAAACGACAGAAUCAGAUUCUGUUCCUGCGGCAAACACAUCCCUUUCCAUGAGUACUACAGUGUCACAGUCAAGCACGUUAGCAUUGCCCCUUCUAACGGCAAGUGUGGAUGGAGAGAGUUCCUCUUCGGAUAGUAAGCAACAGCAAGAUAAUAACCAAACCGUAGCUAUUGUUGAGAAUGUGCCUAGAAAAUCUGUUGACACAUUUGGACAGAGAACAUCUAUAUACCGUGGUGUAACCAGGCAUAGGUGGACGGGUAGAUAUGAAGCUCAUUUGUGGGACAAUAGUUGUAGAAGAGAGGGGCAAACUCGCAAAGGAAAGCAAGUUUACUUGGGAGGUUAUGAUAAAGAAGAAAAGGCAGCUAGAGCUUAUGAUUUGGCAGCACUGAAAUACUGGGGAACGACAACAACAACAAAUUUUCCAAUUAGCCAAUAUGAAAAGGAGUUAGAAGAAAUGAAGCACAUGACAAGGCAAGAGUACGUCGCGUCACUGAGAAGGAAGAGCAGUGGAUUCUCUCGCGGUGCAUCCAUUUAUCGAGGAGUAACGAGGCAUCACCAACAUGGUAGGUGGCAAGCUAGGAUUGGAAGAGUUGCAGGCAACAAAGAUCUCUACUUGGGAACUUUCAGCACACAAGAAGAGGCGGCAGAGGCAUAUGAUAUUGCAGCCAUCAAAUUCCGAGGACUGAAGGCAGUUACAAACUUCGACAUGAGCAGAUACGACGUUAGGAGCAUCCUUGAGAGCAGCAAUUUACCCAUUGGUGGCGCUGCCAAACGUUUGAAGGAUGUUGACCAGGUCGAUCUCACCAUCAUACGUGCACAAACCUCAAACGUAGAUUCCAACAUUAAUAUUUAUGGUGCAACACACCAUGCUUGGCCUGCAUCUCUUGCAUUCCUCCAAUCUCAACCAUAUACUAGCCAUUUGAAUUGCACAUAUGGACACAAACUUUGGUGCAAGCAAGAACAAGAUUCCGAUGUUCCUCAAACUUUUCAUGAUAUUCAUCAACUCCAAUUAGGGAACACCCACAAUUUCUUUCAGUCCAAUGUCAUGAGCAUUGAUUCUGCUUCUGUCGAUAAUAAUAGCUCUGCUGCAUCUAACUCUAUCGUUUAUGGGGAUGGUUACGCGAUUCCCAUGGCUACUUCUACGUUCAUUCAAGAAGAUGAUGUUAAUCAAAAUAAUAGAAGCAGUGGUUUUGGAGAUAAUGAUGUGAAGACGUUUGGUUACGAAAAUGUGUUCACAUCUAUCAGUACAACCGAUCCUUAUCAUGCAAGGAACUUGUGUUUUCUUUCGCACCAAACAUCUGCAGAUAAGGGUAGUGCAUAUGAAGCAUGCAAUAGCUGGGUGCCAACUACGAUUCCAACACUUUCACCAAGGACUACCAAUAUGGCUCUCGUUCCCGGAGCUUCGUCGUUCACAUUGUUGAACGAAUAG
Molecule: messenger RNA, 1965 nt
Organism: Abrus precatorius (Indian licorice)
Lineage: Eukaryota; Viridiplantae; Streptophyta; Magnoliopsida; Fabales; Fabaceae
Product: AP2-like ethylene-responsive transcription factor BBM
Exons: 9
Coding region: 1-1965 (654 amino acids)
Biological process (GO): regulation of DNA-templated transcription
Molecular function (GO): DNA-binding transcription factor activity; DNA binding
Source: RefSeq, a predicted model, not a curated record